CCGGCACGUAGAUAGACAAAGGUGUUGGUAAAUAUACAAUGCAACGAGCGUUCAGUAAUAACAACAACGUCCACUGGCACGAUGAUCAUCGUGCUAUUCCACGUGAUUUACUUUCUUGGUAAACUGGUCUAUCGUCGCUACAACUGCGCCGAUAGAGAUCGAAUUGUGAGUGGAGAGGUCAAGCUAAAUAUUAGUCAGGACAAAGACAUGAGAGGGAAGAUCAACUUGAAACGACGUUUUUCCAAUGACAACGCGGAUGAGAAAUCCAAGAAUAACAUCAGAUUUAAUCCUCCAGCUUACAUUCAGCGAUAUCAAGCUGUACUCAAUGUUUUGACUCAUCCGCGCUAUGGAGGUAAUCUCAAAAAGAUCGUGGAUUUUGGUUGUUCUGAGCUUCAAUUUUGCGUGUACCUUAAGAAUAUGACAGGAGUUGAAGAAGUACUGUUUGUUGAUAUUGACACAGAUACCAUAAACAUGUAUAAAGAUAGAGCAAGGCCUUUGCAUGUCGACUAUCUUCAUAGAAGGUCUUCCCCUUUAGUUAUGCGAGUAUUAGAAGGAAGUAUUACUCAACCCGACCAACUUUUAGAGGAUACUGAUGCAGUUAUAUGCAUAGAACUGAUUGAACAUCUCCACUCAGAGACUUUACUAGAAGUACCUCAGAAUGUUUUUGGGUUUAUAAGGCCUAAAGUAGCUAUAUUUACAACUCCAAAUGCUGAGUUCAAUGUGCUUUUUGAUGGAAUGACAGGGUUCAGACAUCCUGACCACAAAUUCGAAUGGACAAGGAAAGAAUUUCAAGACUGGGCAAACAAUAUUAUAGCAAGAUUUCCAGAAUAUGAAGUGUCAUUUCAGGGUAUAUGCAAUGGACCAGAAGGAACUGAAAAUCUUGGCGCAUGUUCACAAAUGGCAGUCUUCCAUAGAACAUGUGACCUAAAAGUUGUAAAAGUACCUGGCAUUGAAGGCCUCUAUAAAUCUAUAGAGGUGUAUGAAUAUCCUUUUGAAAUUGAUAAUCGCUCAGAUGAGCAGAAAAUUCUUGAUGAUGCGAUAUAUUACAUCAAUAAAUUUUCUAUCAACCAAGAAGAAUUUGAAGAGCAGAUUCCAUUGAAAAAACUAUUAAAAACCAUGUCAAAUUUUUACAUUACAGAAGAUUAUUUAAAAGAAAUUUUGGAAAAUGCAAGUUAUACAGUAGUUGAUAGAGAUGAUGGACUAGUUGUUCUAGUUCCUCAGCUAAGUUCAGAAUCAGAAGGGCCUAGGAGUUGGAAUGAAGAUGAUUUUUUAGAUACUGUUAAUGAUUGGGAUGAAGAACCAGGACCACCAGUUGGUUAUUAUAAUCGUAAUCAAAAUUUAGAUAUCGAUUUACUAGAUGAACAAGAUUGGGACAAUGAACCAUAUAUUACUGUAAGUAGACAAGCUGCAAAUGAAAACAGUAGCACAAAUAUUGAAGAAGAUUGGGAAGUUUGGGAUCAACAAGAUAAUGCAUCAAGUGCACAGAUUGGACAGCAUGGAGUGGAUGAUAAUAAUGAAAAUACUAAUGCUGAUAAUGCAGCAGCAAACAAUAGUACUGCAUCAAUUCAACCAGAUGAUAUGAGUCUCGAGGACAUAGUAACUGAGAGUCGUUCUACUGAAUUAGUUAACUCUACUUUAGAUAGUUCCAUAGAAAUUUCUAGUUUUACAGAAACUAAGGGUUCUGAUACUUCAGAUACAGCAACCAUUCCCUGCCAACAAACACAAGAAUCUUUAAUAUGUAUUGACAAGAAAAUAAUUGAAACAAACAGCUCAACUUCAGAAACAAUAGGAAAUGUAACACUAAAGUACUCAAUGGAUGAACCAGUAAAUGAUUCAAAUAAUUCGUCUUACAAAACUACCAGCAUUUGUAGUAUGUUUUUAGAACCAUCAAGAAUGAGUCAUUUGGGUAGUACAGAACAAUUUUUAGAUUCUCCAAUGCCAAGCCCUUUGAUGGCUAAGCAAUGUGAAAAAUUGAAACUGGACAGUAGUGUAUUGUUUAAUAAUAUAAAUGAAAGUAAUUUUGAAGAUCCAAAAUACACAAGUUCUCCUCAUAUUCCAUCAACUGUUACUUUCAAAAAAAUAAAAAUCACAGAUACUCAUAUUGGAGUGUCUCCAAGCAUAAGUGAUGUAGAUUUAUUAUGUUUUAAUAAAGAGUCACAGAAUAUUGAUAAGGGUGAAGAAUGUUUAUUAGAAAGUGUUGCAGAUAAGAGCGAUGAUAAAUAUGAUGCUCCAAGUACAGGUUCAAAUGAACCUGUAAUUGGUGAAAAUGAUAGAAUUGAGUGUUCACCACAAAGAAAUGAAACUCCAGAGAAAUUAAGGAACUGUACUGGUACAAUACCAAAAAAUAUAAGUUAUAAAUUAUCAAACAUUACAGACAGUGCGCAAAAAGAUCUGAAAUUGGAAAGAAUAUCUCCAGAUACACCGGAAAGCUUGUUGAACAGUUGGUCUCCAGAAAUUAUGGAUUCUGGUUAUCCAAAUUCCAAUUCACCUCCAGACCUAUCUCCUGUGGAUGAUCUCUCCAGCAUUGCACAUGAUCGAACAUUAGACUCAGAAUCUCCUAGUGUAGCUGACGCGCCAAGAAUCGGAUAUUUUGAUAUGGCAGAAAAUAGAGAUUUAGCUAAUAAUAAUUUGGAUGACGAAGGUAAUAAUAUGGAGCCUGAGGAAGAAAAUCCGCAUAUUAAUGACAUACGGCCAUUCAUCAAUGUUCAUGAGAAUGAUUUGGAAAAUGAAAAUGACAUUUAUGUAGCGCGAAACAAUGACUUUCCUAUCUGGCUAUUGAGACUGCUACAGAGAUUUGACGCUGAUGGAGUUAGAAUAAACUUGCCAAUACCACAACCUCCUAACGAAAAUUUUGGAGAUUAAUCAUACGUACAAGAACACUGAUGAAAGACGCACUUAACGUUUUGUUACUUUUUAUAAAAAAAUAAAAGUAUGAAGUGUUCACUUUGUGGAUUUGUUCUUAAUAUUUGCAGUACUAAACAAGCAUUUGUGGUACACAAUUAGUGAGCUUCUGUUAGACCAAUAAUUUUUUAACAGAAUCAAUAAUCUAUGUGAUAUUUGGUCGAAUGUUUAUUUGAAUGAUAUACGUAUCACUUUAUAUUUACUGGGAAAUUUCUCUUUAAUAAUCGAAAAGUAUAACGAUCAUGUUAAAUAUUUUUUAUAUCAUUUGAAAAGUUUUUGAAACAAAUGUGUUCAACAGUUUUGAUUUUGAACCAGUACAUUUAUUAUAAUUUUUUAGAGUACAAAAAAUGAGAAAAACAUUUUUUAUAAAACUAAUAGCGAUGUAUUGUUUUGGUUUUUAUAUUAAAAAUAAAAAAUAUAUUUAUUAUUUCUAUGAAAAUGAAAAAACACUUUUUAUUGAAAAAAAAUGUUGUGGAGAGCACUGUUAUUCGAUCAUACUGUCAAAAUAAUAAAAAUUAAAUAAAUACAUUAUCUAUUUAAGUAUGAAUAAAUUUAGACAUUCGCGUUUCAAAAUAAGAAAACGGUAAGGUUAUAAACUAUUUAUAAUUAUUUUUCUAAAAAGUCUGAAUAGUCUAUACCAGUGUUGACAACGAAACUGAAUCUUGUAUAUAUAUGUCAUGUUCUAUACAGUUCGACAUUGUACAAAUUAAGUCAUAUUUAAUCAAUAGUCAAGCUAUCAUGAGUGUUUUAUCAGAGGCUGAUAUUGGAUAUAAUUUCACCUAAAAAUGAUAAAAUUUUAUCUAAUGACAUACUAUGAGAUUCUAAAAAAAUUCAAAAAAUUCAAAAGUUUAGUCUUUAUUAUAAAAAAAACCAUUGUACUCUACAAAGAAAUUAAAAAUGAAAGCCUAUUAACUUAACAAUUAUUGUUAUUUCAUUCUUUGUUCAAUCCGAUUGUACAUACAAUAACUUUGCAGAUUAAGGAAAAACAUAGUUACAUUGGGUUUUUUUCUUAACGUUAUCACUACACGCCUAAAUAAUUCAGAAACCUUGCUGCAUGGUUUUCUGUCUUCCUCCAGGAAAUUAUCCUCUUCAAUAGAGUACAAGUUGCCGAUUUCUCUAUUGAAAGAACAGUGAAAAGUUAUUUCAGCUCUAUUUUCCAUUUUUGCUGACUACAAAAAGAGGUUUUGUACUCGAUGUGAUUUUUUUGUGUACAUCUACGUUAAUCUCUGGGAUAAAUCAACCAAAUUCAACGAGGGUAUGCUUCCGAGAUGGUUCCGUUUCAUUAUUGGCUUGAUUCAAACUUUGG
Phymastichus coffea is the source of this 4207-nucleotide messenger RNA. RefSeq lists its product as uncharacterized. Gene Ontology annotation, biological process: RNA methylation; piRNA processing; siRNA processing. The coding region runs from base 82 to 2862 and encodes 926 amino acids. Gene Ontology annotation, molecular function: RNA methyltransferase activity; O-methyltransferase activity. The transcript has 7 exons. Lineage: Eukaryota; Metazoa; Arthropoda; Insecta; Hymenoptera; Eulophidae. Gene Ontology annotation, cellular component: cytoplasm; nucleus. The record is from RefSeq and is a predicted model, not a curated record.